UGUGCUAGUAUAAUCAGCUACAAUGCAGAAUCAGCUCCUUCAACUACUUCACUCCGCCCACAAGAUACAAUCCUCCUAUUCUUGUAUGUUUUCUCAUUCACUCCAGCAGGACGUCUAUGAGCAGGACGCACAUUCACUCUGGUUGGCCUUUUUUUUUUUUUUUUUUAAACCUCCUGCUACUACUCUACUUUUUUACUUAGAAUUUGGAAAAAGCUCUUCCCUCUUUUUUUCUCUCUCUCUCUCUCUCUCUCUCUCUCUCUCUCUCUUUGAUGCUUCUCAAAGGAUCAGGCAGCCCGACAGAGAAACUUGUGACAGAUUUAGAAAGAAGAAAAAAAAAAAAGACAGACAGAGCUUUGCCCCGGAGGUUCACGAGGAAGAAACAGGAGACAGAUAAAGAGGCAGGGAUAAUCUGAGCGAGGGAGGGGAAGAGCACAGCUGGUGUGUGAAGGGAAAAUACAGAUAAAGCAGGCAAGUGUGAAGGGCGAAGGGGAAGAGACUGACGAAGACAACCAAGGCUGGAGAGAAAAAAAGGGAGAGACAAAGGUCAACAAAGACAUACAGAGAUAAAAGGCAAACAGACACCUGACAUCAAAUCAAACGGCAGCGAGAAUGGAGACGCAGUGCACCGCUGAAGUGAAAGAAAAAAGGAGCCGAGUUUGACGCCGAGAAGGGGAGACGGUUUCCUCAUCAUGUUUUAUUCAGCUGGUCUCCCAACUUCAAACAACCUGCGCCGGAAGAGCAACUUUGUCCCAGGAUAGAAUGAAGAGAGGAGCAAAGAGAUACCUGCCGAGUCUGUGAUACCCUCCCGCUCCUCCUUCUACUCCUCUCCUCCCUCACUUUCUUUCACCUCACUAACUUCCUCCUCCUCUGCCCUGAUAUCUCCUCUCCUCUCCAUCUCCUCACUAUGUGGAUACCAGCUUUGCUCCUAUGGAUGCUUAAUGUCAGCAGUUUGUGCUCAGGACAAGACUAUUCGGACUACUACCCAACUGGAGACAUGGCCACCGAGGCUCCAGUACUGUCAGAUGACCAGCCCAGUUUGGAGUCAGUGACGAGUGUGGAUCAGCUAUUACAGCUUCUCUACCCCGAAUACAGUUUGCUUCAGCAGUGCCUGAGGAAGAAAUCCUGGAGCGCCUCCUCUUCUUCCCCGUCUUUUUCCUCAGCGAGCCCUUUAGUCCACUCUAACGCCGAGGAUCUGUGGGGUCAGCCGAGGGAGGAGGCUCUUUUCAAAGUGGACGGGACUCUGGGAGUCAUCUUAGAGGAGAUCCAGCGGACCUCAUGCCAGCCCAGAGAGGUGUGUGUCGAGGUGGCCAAAGAGUACCCAGAAUCCACCAGUCAGUUCUACCUCCCUCGCUGCGCGGCGCUGCAUCGGUGCGGCGGGUGCUGCACCAACGAGGCCUUUUACUGCACCAACACAAGUCACGCGCUCGUCAACAAGACGUUGAUGGAACUUUCCCCGCCCAGGAUGGAUCGCUCCGUCAUCAUGGUAACCUUCGUCAACCACACUUCGUGCGAAUGCCUCUCCAAGCGGCCGCUCCACACCAUCAUAAGACGAGCCGCGACAGAUCACCUGUGCUCCCCGCCCGACCUUCCCUGUGCCUCUGGGUCAUUGUGGGAUCCAGUGAACUGUGUGUGUGUCUCCACAGACGCCAUAAACUACUCUGAGAGAGAGACAGAUGCGCUGGACUCAGGUCUGCUGGCUCUCUGUGGGCCCAACAGGGUUCUGCACGAGUCCACGUGCGAGUGCGUUUGUCGAAAUGGACUCACCGAGGACAGCUGCGAUCCAGGAUGGAAACUGGACCACAACACCUGUGAAUGCCAGUGCGUAGGUCAAGGCGAGGGGAAGUGGUGCCCGACCGGCCAGCGGUGGGACGACGAGCUGUGUGGCUGCGUGUGUGCCGCAGAGUGUCCCGGGAAUCAGCCCCUGAACCCCGACACCUGCCUGUGUCAGUGCAGAGAGAGUCCGCAGUCGUGUCUGCGGCAGGGCAAGAGGUUCAAACCCAACUCCUGCAGUUGUUACAGGUUGCCGUGCAGAAAGCCCAGACGUGUGUGCCAUGGUGAUUUUUACUACAGCCACCAGGUCUGCCAGUGCAUCCCCAACCACAUGAGGCCUAAGUGGAAUUGACCAAUCACAGGCAGGCAGAGGAGCAAAGGCUGCAGGCGAAGCCACACAUCGCUCCUCGACGUGAAGCUCAAAACCUUUUGGCCUUCAAAGAAAGUGGAAAUUAAGGAGGAAGUGCCUCCUGAGAGGAAGGUGGAACUACACAUGUGCUGGACCACAGCAGCACUUAGAGGAGUUUUAUGAACGCUGUCUGUGCUCUGACACUCAAAAAGGAAGACAGGAGUGCUUCCCAGUGAAACAAGGACAAAACAGUAUGCAGUUAAACUCACACAAAGUGGAGUAAUCUCAGCCAAAGACAAAACGAGGAGAUAUGUUUAACUCUUAUAACACCAAUCACACUUACCUAAAAGCAGGACAGCAGGGAUGGACCAAUCAGACGCGGAGCCAGCACUCAUCCCCGCUGCAACGUGUUGGAGCAAGAUAUUCAACCACCGGCAUGCAGCAGAGACACCGCUCACGACUGUGUGAAAUGGAAAGUGGAAUAAAAUAAUAACAGACCAGA
Messenger RNA from Anarrhichthys ocellatus (wolf-eel), 2621 nucleotides. Its product is annotated as vascular endothelial growth factor C-like. The coding region runs from base 905 to 2122 and encodes 405 amino acids. The transcript has 8 exons. The record is from RefSeq and is a predicted model, not a curated record. Gene Ontology annotation, cellular component: membrane. Gene Ontology annotation, biological process: positive regulation of mast cell chemotaxis; positive regulation of angiogenesis; positive regulation of endothelial cell proliferation. Lineage: Eukaryota; Metazoa; Chordata; Actinopteri; Perciformes; Anarhichadidae. Gene Ontology annotation, molecular function: vascular endothelial growth factor receptor 3 binding; growth factor activity; chemoattractant activity.